Cryptomeria japonica (Japanese cedar) is the source of this 492-nucleotide messenger RNA. RefSeq names its product bark storage protein A-like. Gene Ontology annotation, biological process: nucleoside metabolic process. Bases 1 to 492 code for a protein of 163 amino acids. NCBI's taxonomy places the organism in Eukaryota, Viridiplantae, Streptophyta, Pinopsida, Cupressales, Cupressaceae. Gene Ontology annotation, molecular function: catalytic activity. The record is from RefSeq and is a predicted model, not a curated record. The transcript has 4 exons.
AUGGCUCUGAAGUUGGUGCAUAUUCAAGUGCUCCUGCUAAUUUUCAUGGCCAUUGUAUGUAAUGCAGAGCACUCGGCAAAGGUUCUUGGCCAUGUUAAUAUAAUUAACAGUGAUGGCCCUUACAUGGGCUUGGUUGUUCCCAAUACUUUUGAAAUGGAGCCCCUACUACAACCCCCAAAUUUUAUAGUCAAUGAAAACGUCUCCUACGUAGAUCUUUCUGGAAGGACAUUCCAUGUAGGAGCUAUUGCAGAUCAGAAGGUCAUUGUCGUCAUGAAAGGGAUGGGAAUGAUGAAUGCAGCAAUAACCACCCAGCUUCUCUUUAGUUUCUUCAACAUAAAUGGAGUUGUGCACUAUGGAAUUGCUGGAAAUGGAAACUCUGACCAUCAUAUUGGUGAUGUUACUAUUCCACUGCAAUGGGCUCAUACUGGCCUAUGGAAUUGGCAGGCUACGACUACUGACAUUAAUGGCCUUAAACUACUUGGCGACAAAUAA